AUGAGUGGGCAUUAUGUACCAAGGCUGAAACCUCUAUUAGUUGUCACUGUUGCAGUGAUAGCGUCACCACUGCUGUGGGGGGUUGAGGCUGCAACGGAUCAAGAGGAAAAGGCGGAGGAGGUGCAGUGGGUAUAUUUAAUUGCGGCUGACAGUGUGCUACUUCUCUUUGCCGCCCUCUUCGCCGGGCUGACGCUCGCCAUCAUGGGCCUUGACACACUUUCACUCGAGAUCAUCGCCGAUAGCGGCUCCGAGCCAGACAAAACAUACGCCAGUAAAAUUUUGCCCAUCCGCCGACUAGGCAACCAGCUGCUCUGCACCCUGAUUCUCGGUAAUGUGAUGGUUAACACACUGAUUGCGCAGAUUACGGACUCGCACAUCCACGGCUGGGUGGCGACCGUUGUGUCGACGGCACUGACAACAGUUGGAGGUGAAGUCCUGCCACAAGCUCUCAUGUCCGCUCACGCGCUUCAGGUGGGGUCCAAGAGUGUUCCUAUUGUGAAGUUGUUUGUGGUGCUCUUCUACCCUGUCUGCAAGCCUCUCAGCGUAGUCCUCGACCGGUUCAUCGGCACUGACCCCGGACAGAUAUACGAGCGCAACGAGCUAAAAAAACUCAUGUUCAUGCACGCCGCACGAGGCUCGGAGUCGGGUCUUGGCGAGCGGGAGGUCGACCUCAUGGUAGGUGCGAUGGAGCUGCACGAGAAGACCGUGAUGGAUGUUGUGACGCCUAUUUCGGAGGUACUCAUGCUCGAGGCGAGUGAACCGUUGAGUGAAGAGGUCAUUCAGCUCAUCUCCGAACGUGGUCACAGCCGCAUUCCUGUUUAUCAAACGAGCAAAAACAACAUCAUUGGUGUUCUCUUUGCAAAAGAUCUCUUAAUGAUAGACCCACGCGAAAACACACCCGUAUGGCUGCUGGUGAAAUUCUACAACAGGCGUUGCCACGUGGUGCCUUCCGAGACGAAACUCAUUUCUAUGCUUAAGUACUUCCAGACAGGGAGGUCGCAUAUAGCGUUAGUGCAAGAAGUGCAACAAAGGCCGUUUGGUGAUCCCUAUUACGAGGUGAAAGGUCUCGUCACUAUGGAGGACGUUAUUGAGGAGCUCAUCCACAGCGAAAUAUUCGAUGAGUAUGACAUUGGUCCGCAGAUCUCCACGCCUGCACCGCAUGGUCCUCCCAAAAGACAGAUUGGGCUCACCCCGAAGUGUGCGCGUCGGGUCAAUAUGAGCCCUAACCAGCUCAAGGCAUCCACGUUGUUCCUCUGCGAGUCACUGCCCGACCUCAACCGUCACAUGCGUGAAGCACACAAUCUCUUGCUUCACGCUAUCAGUCAAUACGGAAUGGUAUAUAAAGUUCGUCCUCCAACUGACGCUCGUGGUCUCGAGCAUGAUGAUAAGGCCAAUAUUUGGCUUUACCGCACGGACGUGCCGUCUGAUACAUUUACGCUGGUAAUCUCUGGUCGUGUUGAGGUGUUCGCCGGAAAGGAAGAGAUUCGGCUUGAGCUUCCAAGUUGGUCCAUCAUCGCUGCUGACGCUCUCACCAAUGAGCUGUUUAUACCAACUUUUAGCUGUCGUGUGGUGCAGGACAGCACUCUCUUGCAGAUCACCCGCGCUGGUUACCACGACAUCCUUUCGAUGGCCUGCAGCAGUUCAGGUAGCAGCAUUGGUGAAACAUAA
Messenger RNA from Trypanosoma grayi, 1668 nucleotides. RefSeq names its product metal transporter CNNM4. Gene Ontology annotation, biological process: magnesium ion homeostasis. The record is from RefSeq and is a predicted model, not a curated record. The transcript has a single exon. Lineage: Eukaryota; Euglenozoa; Kinetoplastea; Trypanosomatida; Trypanosomatidae. The coding region runs from base 1 to 1668 and encodes 555 amino acids.